Molecule: messenger RNA, 452 nt
Organism: Soboliphyme baturini
Lineage: Eukaryota; Metazoa; Nematoda; Enoplea; Dioctophymatida; Soboliphymatidae
Source: the annotation of a GenBank genome assembly
AUGCAACUCCUGAACAUUUUCAAUACGAUGGGUAGCGGCGUAGCUGUUCCUGAACAGGAGGUCGCUCCGAUUAUGCAGAAGCUUCAAGACAAUGGCAUCGUUUGCAAAAACGAAAUUACGGAUGUGAUGAAUGCGAUAGAGGCGUCGCUGACAGACACGGAAGCGUUCUCUGCCGCAGUUGUUACUCGUGCGAUGAGCCCUCAACUGGCUGUGAAAGAAGAUGGCGGAAUCGGCUCCAACAGAGCUAUUAUCCGUCAGAUAUAUAGUCUCAUGGAUCUCAUGGAUUCCGAAGGAUUUGAUGAGCACGUUUUGAGGAAUAUUGAAAAGCUGCCGAUGACGUACUGUUACAAAAAGUCGAUGAUCGAGUUUGCUAAGGCUGAUCGAAAACUCGUGCAUUUGGCUGAUAAGUUCAUUUUGAGGUUAGCGCUUAAAAAACUUAGUUCUCCCUAGCA